Sclerotinia trifoliorum is the source of this 912-nucleotide messenger RNA. Lineage: Eukaryota; Fungi; Ascomycota; Leotiomycetes; Helotiales; Sclerotiniaceae. The record is from the annotation of a GenBank genome assembly.
CUUUUGGUCACCGGCUAAAUAAGAAACCGUAAAAAGUACCUGCGGAAACGAUAAAUGUCCGACACUUGUACGACCAAAAGUUGAGAUUAAAGAUGAGGGGGAAACCGAUAAGGCUUUUUUCAAGGGGAAAAGGAUAUGAAACUUGGGGGGAUUAAACAAUAUGCCCAAAGAACCUCGUAGGGCAGAACUUCAUAAAUGGUACUCGGCACUUAUGCAUGUGGAAGGCGAAGCUUUCUACUACUUGUCAUCAUCCAAUACUUUGGGAAUUAUCCGAGGAACUGAUUUGAACGUGGAAAUAAAGAUGACCUUAAGGUUCCCGAACUACAAAAUGGUCAAUUAGACCCACAUACCUAUUGGAAUUCCGUCCAACACCUUUCAGACUCGACCUCAUCCAAGAGACCUACAGCAAAAUGCGCGCUACUUUCUACCAACUCGUAGUUCUAAGUCUUGGAUUUAUCGCCAUAGCUGCCCCUCUAGGCGAUAUUGGUAAGAUAAAUAGAUCACACAACUGAAAUUUAACUCCGCUAACAUCAAUCUUGGUAGACUACUCCAUUGUUCGAGCCACGGGUCCGUGAAAAAACUUUCCAAAUAUGGAGCGUGAUUGUGCUAAACUCAUGGUAGAUGGCGAUGAAUAUGUCAGAUGGCCUGAUAACAGCAUUGAUGAGAAUGGGCUUCUCGUUGCAGCUUACGAAGACUCGAACACUACUUAAAACUGGAUAAACUGAGUCAGAUAGGGAUUGAAAUGGGAUUCCGACCGUGUGGAGCUGAGUUUCGAGAUCCAGAAGUGGAAGAUAGCGGCAUGUAAAGGGUGUGUUGUUACAUUUAUUUUGAUUUGAUGACAUUUUGAUGGAUGAGAACAAGAGAUUGAAACUUCAUGCAACAUUGAGGUUCGGCAUUUAGCGGCCAAGAGGU